GGCGUGGCCCUUAAGCUGUAAUCGUUGGCGAUGGUCUCGAUGCCCCCGGCCUUCGCGACCGCGACAUAGCACGAUUCGUUGCCCAAGUCGAUUCCUAUCACAGACAUUGCGGCCAUUUUACUCGCGCUCGCUUACAAACACCGUACGAAACCGAAUCGAUGGCGAUUUUAAUUUAUUUCGCGUUUCUCGUCGAUUCGAAACCGCACCGGCACACUUUUUGAUUAUCGCUAUUUCAGAAUGACUUGAAGUAGGAGAGGAGGCGAGAUCGCUUUCGUGUAGCAACGAACGAACCUUCUCGUAAAACUUGCUGCCAACUGUUAAGUGUUAAAAAACCGAACUGAUUAGAUGUUUCUGGAAUAUUCUGGUUGGCAGUCCGUGAGUUGUUCAUGGAAUGGCAUGGCAAAAACAUCAACUUCGUUGAAAAGUAGCGAUAACACGAGUGUGCUCUUGGAUGUGAUUCGAAAAGAUUCGAACGAAGAAGUCGAGACAGUAAAAGGAAAACUCGAAAAAAGAAUGCCGAAUAUCAAAGUAUUCAGCGGGACCUCUCAUCCCGAUCUCGCCCAAAGGAUCGUGGAUCGUUUGGGUAUUGAUCUAGGCAAAGUGGUCACGAAAAAAUUCAGUAAUUUAGAAACAUGCGUGGAAAUCGGGGAAUCGGUUAGAGGAGAGGACGUGUACAUUGUCCAAUCGGGCUGCGGAGAAGUCAAUGACAACCUAAUGGAGUUGUUGAUAAUGAUAAAUGCUUGCAAAAUUGCUUCGGCAAGCCGAGUAACCGCCGUUUUGCCUAGUUUCCCUUAUGCCCGGCAGGACAAGAAAGACAAGAAUAACCCAACCGAAAAAGAACUCCAUGUGGAAAAAUGGAAGUCGAUUGAAUGGAAAUUUAGGAGCCGAGCGCCGAUUUCCGCGAAACUCGUAGCCAACAUGCUUUCGGUAGCCGGGGCGGAUCACAUCAUCACCAUGGACCUGCACGCCUCGCAAAUCCAGGGCUUCUUCGACAUUCCCGUAGACAAUUUGUACGCCGAACCGGCCGUGUUGAAAUGGAUCAAAGAGAACAUAGCCGAAUGGCGGAACAGCAUCAUAGUCUCGCCGGACGCCGGCGGCGCCAAACGGGUCACCUCCAUAGCCGAUCGAUUGAACGUGGAAUUCGCGCUCAUCCACAAAGAGAGGAAGAAAGCUAACGAGGUAGCUUCGAUGGUGCUGGUGGGUGACGUGAAAGACAGGGUGGCCAUUUUGGUGGACGAUAUGGCGGAUACUUGCGGGACGAUUUGUCACGCGGCCGAGAAACUGAUGGAGGCGGGCGCUACCAAAGUUUACGCCAUAUUGACUCACGGGAUUUUCUCCGGUCCGGCCAUAUUGAGAAUUAACAACGCCUGUUUCGAGGCUGUGGUGGUGACGAAUACUAUACCGCAGGACGGGCACAUGAAGGAUUGCUCCAAAGUACAGUGUAUUGACGUUUCCAUGAUGUUUGCCGAAGCAGUGAGGCGUACGCAUAACGGUGAAUCCGUUUCGUAUCUAUUUUCUAAUGUACCAUAUUGAAGAGAGUUAUGUAUGUUUUGGAUUUAAUUCGUAUGUAAUAUUAGAAGUUAUCAAUUAGGUUUCCAAAUUUUGUUAAAUUGAUCUAUAUUGUUGACGUUUUUUUUUUGUAGUUACUUUAUUAUUUUAGUUUCUCGAUGGAAUAUUUCUUUUUUUCUCUCGUCCAAUUUAUUCGAUUGGUCUCAGAAAUUACAAAUCGUUUUUUUUUAUAUAUAGUCUGGAAUUUUUAUAAUACACACACACAAUAAAUAUAACGUUGAAAUAAAGCAGUAUUUUUUAGAUAAUCGUGUAUUAGAUUUUUAUGCAAAUGCGAUGAAAAUAGUACAUAAACACCGUUAUUUUUUUUUUUUUAUUAUUAAAGCGCACACGAACACAACCAUUAUCUCCGUGCAAUAUCAUUAUUUUUUUGUAUAUAAAUUUACGCUUAUCCUACGAAACCUUACUUUCCUAAAUAAGCAAACAACGCGACGAGAACAUUCUAAAGUUCUCCUUCCAUUACACGAGCAUUACCUUUCAAUUAUCCGGCGUUCCUUUAUUCGAAUUCGCCUCCGGAUUAUCGCCGAUCGAGGAUUCCGAGGCGUUCUUCAUAGCACCAUCGACCAAAGUGAUCGCAAACUGGUCCAAAUCUUGGUCCAACUGGUCCUUUUUCCGCUGGUGCACGGGCAGCGGUAGAGAGGACGGUCGAGGUUGAUUCGCCAGUUUGAGAAAAGGAAACGUCUUG
Molecule: messenger RNA, 2251 nt
Organism: Phyllotreta striolata
Lineage: Eukaryota; Metazoa; Arthropoda; Insecta; Coleoptera; Chrysomelidae
Source: the annotation of a GenBank genome assembly